Molecule: messenger RNA, 2936 nt
Organism: Puntigrus tetrazona (Sumatra barb)
Lineage: Eukaryota; Metazoa; Chordata; Actinopteri; Cypriniformes; Cyprinidae
Gene: alox12
Product: arachidonate 12-lipoxygenase
Exons: 15
Coding region: 194-2206 (670 amino acids)
Biological process (GO): lipid oxidation; linoleic acid metabolic process
Molecular function (GO): iron ion binding; arachidonate 12(S)-lipoxygenase activity; arachidonate 15-lipoxygenase activity
Source: RefSeq, a predicted model, not a curated record
AUUUCAAAGCAAAUAUCUGCCUGAUCCAGUCAGUCAAACUGGGAGGUCAGUGCACAGACAGUUAUUGUGUACAAAAGGGUUUGCGACAGGCUGAAAGAAGGAAACUGAGAAAAAAGGAGCAAGAGAAGUUAAAGCAGAGAAGGAGCAACACAAAAACCUUAUUCUCUCCACCACAACAUUCUACGGAGAAAAGAUGGAGUACAAAGUGACAGUGGCCACCGGGACCUCCGAAUAUUCAGGAACCAACAAUUAUAUAUACGUGACUCUAGUAGGAGAGAGAGGAGAGACUGAGAGAACCUUGCUGGACAAUCCAGGCCUAGACUUCUGCAGAGGAGCGGUGGACGAUUACGCAGUUAAAAGCGAUGCCGAUUUGGGUCGACUGAUACUGGUGCGACUGGAGAAGCAGAAGUACUGGGUGGAGGACAACUGGUUCUGCCGUUACGUGAAAGUCGGUGUACCUGGACAAAGGUGCAGCUACACUUUUCCCUGUUACCGUUGGCUAGUGGGAGAUAAAGUGAUAGUAGAGCUGAGAGAAGGCACAGCCAAAAAGAUCAGUGAUGACACCUUGCCACUGGAAUUAUCUCACAGAAAAACAGAGCUUCAGGAGAGGCAAAAAAUAUACAGAUGGCUUGCAUGGGCCCCAGGCAUUCCGAAAUGCAUUGAUGCCAAGUCAGAGGCCGAUCUGCCCCAGGACGCUCGCUUUGACAACGAGAAGCGCAGCGACUUUGUGGGAUCCCUUCACUAUGCGCUUUUGGAGCUGUCUUUGAAAAAACUGGCAAUCAAGUUUGGAAAGUCCUGGAAUGACCUGGACGACUUCAAGAGGAUCUUCUGGAAGCUGAGAAGCCCCAUAGCUGAAUACACCAUGAACCACUGGAAAGAAGACUGGUUUUUUGGUUACCAGUUCCUCAAUGGCUCAAAUCCACGGAUGAUUACCAGGUGCAAAGAGCUGCCCUCCAACUUCCCUGUCACUGGAGACAUGGUGCAGUCUUCUCUGAUACCUACAACCACUUUAAAAAAGGAACUCAUGAAAGGAAAUAUAUUCCUGGUCGAUCACGCGAUAGUGGAUGGGAUUCCUGCCAAUGUAAUCAGAGACAGAACACAGCACAUAGCUGCCCCGCUUUGCUUACUGUAUGAGCAUCCCGAGAAAGGUCUCAUUCCUAUCGCCAUACAGCUUGAUCAGAAACCUGAUAAGGACACACCCAUAUUUCUAGCUAGUGAUCCACCUCUGGCCUGGUUGUUGGCUAAAAUGUGGGUUCGGCACGCCGAGUUCCAGGUCUUUCAGUUAUUGUCACAUCUGCUGCGCACACACUUGGUGGUAGAAGUGAUCUGUGUGUCCACGCUCCGACAGCUCCCUGCGGUUCACCCUAUCUAUAAGCUCUUGACUCCUCAUCUGAGGUAUACGCUUGAGAUUAAUUGUCGUGGAAGAACACAGCUCAUCUCCCCAGAUGGCAUUUUCAAAAGGGUGGUAUCAACAGGUGGAGAUGGACUCUUGAUUCUGGCCCAGAGGGAGUAUAAAGUAUUAACCUAUCGCUCCCUCCAGCCCAAAUUUGACUUCUUGGACAGAGGAGUUACUAAACUGAAAGGCUAUUUCUACAGGGAUAAUUCUAUGAUGCUGUGGGAUGCCAUUCAAAAUUUUGUUUCAGGAAUAAUUUCCCUGUACUAUAACAGUGAUAGUGAAGUUGAACAGGACUCAGAACUUCAGGCGUGGAUUAAUGAUGUGGCUGUGGAGGGCUUUGUGGAUGUGCCCUCUUUUGGUCUAGCCAGUGAGCUGAAGACAAAAGAAGAACUCGUCACACUGUUAAGUGUGGUGAUCUUUAUAAGCACAGCACAACAUGCUGCCACCAACAACGGCCAGUUUGAUUGGUGCGCAUGGGUUCCCAAUACACCCUGCACCAUGCGGCACCCUCCACCGACAGACAAGGACGCCGUCACCAUGGACAUGAUCAUGGACACACUCCCUGAUAUCAGCCAGUCCUGUGUGCAGAUGGCCAUCACAUGGCACUUGGGCAGAGCUCAGCCAGAUGCGAUCCCGAUGGGCCAAUAUGUGGAACAGUACUUCACGGAGCCUGCGGCUUUAAAAGUGAUUGAUAAAUUCAGAAAGGAGCUGAAGGAACUGGAGGAGCAGAUAAUAACUCAGAAUGAGGGGCUGGAACUGCAGUACCUCUAUCUGUGCCCAAGCCGCAUGGAAAAUAGCAUCACCAUUUAAAACUCUUCUCCAAAAUGUAUGCGUAUAUGCAAGUCAGAAUUGUUUCGAGUAGGUCAGCUAAAUCUUACUCAUCAUACAUUCAGAUUACACCAAAGGUACCUUUCCUAGCUACAGCUGAGACCAAUGCCUUUUUCAGGAAUGGUAUCUAUGAAAUACUGUGACAUAAUUAUGUAAUUUGUUUAGUUUGCACUACUGCAUUUUUUGUUGUUGUUUUUUUACAUUCAAUGUCGUGAACAGUAUUUAUUUUUAUUUUUGAAAAUAGUUAAAUGAAAAAAAAAAAUGUUGGCGAUUCUACUCAUUGCGGUAUUGUUUAAUACACGUCAUCAGCCUUGUAAUGUGCUCUUCAUUGUCCAGUUUCAGGAUUAAGUCAUAGUUCAAUUAUGACAUUUACGUAAUUUUCAGGAAAUCAUCUUAGAAGAAAGGCAUUACUGGGUGUGCAUCUCGAGGCAAAACAGUAGCACUGAUAUAUCUUAAGUUUCUUUUAGUUAAACAGCUCAGAUUUACAUUUUAAUCUGGGACUAGAUUUAAGCCAUAACCUAUUAAACGUGCUAUUAGUAGUUUUCUGUGAAACCGGGGGCAUAUGUAUUGCAUAUAUAGCCCAUUCUUUUUCCAGAUGUGCAAAAUGAUACCAGCAUUACUACUAUACUUUAUACCUAUAGCUGUAUUAAAAAAACUAACAUGCAUUGUGCAGAUAUUUUUCAUAGCUAAUAAAGUCUGUUUUGCUAUUUCA